AUGUAUACAGACAUGGCAAAUAUUGCAUGGGUCGAAGAAAUGAUGCAUGCAGAGCAAAGAGGGAUGUUAACAAGCGAACGAAAGCUUGCAGAUCCUCCGGGUUAUAUCUCAGACGAGGAAUCAAUUCAAAUGAAACCGGUACAAUCAUCGGCAUCAACCCUUUCUGCAGAAGAAACAGAACGUUUGAAAAUAAAAAAAGCAUGGGAAGUGGCACUUGGACCAGCUAAAAUGCUACCUAUGUCUGCAAUAGUAGCAUAUAUGUCAGGAAACAGUGUUCAGAUAUUUUCACUUAUUAUGACAUUUAUGCUUUUCUGGAACCCAAUAAAAAGCAUUUCUAAUGUAAAUGCGAUUUUUGUUCACUUAGAAUCACCUACAACACAUUCUAAACUUUUUCUUCCCAAGUUGUCAUUUAUACUUAUCCAAUUAAUCACGAUUAGCUUAGGUCUUAUAAAGAUGCAGUGGAUGGGACUUCUGCCUAUCACUAAAAGCGAUUGGCUUGCUUGGGAACGGGAAAGAAAUGUUUUGUCAAUCAUUUUUGUCAUCAUUUCUAAUUUUAUAUAG
Molecule: messenger RNA, 561 nt
Organism: Pneumocystis jirovecii RU7
Lineage: Eukaryota; Fungi; Ascomycota; Pneumocystomycetes; Pneumocystales; Pneumocystaceae
Product: chaperone EMC4
Exons: 6
Coding region: 1-561 (186 amino acids)
Biological process (GO): protein folding in endoplasmic reticulum
Cellular component (GO): EMC complex
Source: RefSeq, a predicted model, not a curated record